AUGGCGGGCAUAGAUGAAAUCCGGAAAGCUCUGCAUUCAGAACAACAGAAAACGGCUUUGUAUGAGAAAAAACUGAGAUGUGAGUUUUUUUUUCAAUAAUUUUUCUCAUUUUGUCCAAUUUCCAGUGACGGUCGAAAGUUUCAAGCAACUGAAAGCAGAAAAAGAAGCACUAUCUAAUAUUAUUUCAAGCCUCGAGAAAAGCAACAAAAAAGUUCGCCAAAUCCAUUAAUUUGCUCAUUUGAUAUUUUCAGGAAGAUAAAUCAAGCGAUGUGAACCAAUCAGUUGCUGUUCUCAUACAGCAGAGCCAAAUAAGGGAAAAUGCAUUACUUCAGUCGAGAAACGCUCUUUUGGUCAGCUGCAAAAAUGUUCGGUAUUUUUAACCUCAAAAUUUCAGAAUGAGAACAACGAUUUGAAAAAACGACUAGCCGAAGCGGACAAGCCUUUGAAAUAUUCCUCGGUUUGAUUUUAUAUAAAACUUUCUUUUCAUGAUGACUAUUUUUUCAGGAAAACAGUGGAUUGGAUCCAAAGUUUGUGAUAGCUGAGCUCGAACAUCGUUUGAGGAAAGAAGCCGCAUUAACCGCCGAAUAUAAGAAAAAAAGUAUAUUGAGAAAUUAUAUUUGUUCAAGUUUAUUAUUUUUCUCAGGUUGACGAAAUGAAUAGAGCGGAAUCUAACCGUGAAGUAUUGCAACGUUUAAAAAGUUUGUAAAAUAAUAUUUUUGGACGAUCAAAAAAAGGAAAUUCAGGCUGAAGUUCAAGCAAAAGAGAAGGAAGUGGACCAAUGGAAAAAAUUGUAUGAAGAUAAUCAUGCAAGGUCAAUAUUCUUAGAUAGAAAGUUAGCGUCGAUUUCGGUAAGGCUACAAAUUUUUUAAAUAAAUCAUUUUUCCAUUUUCAGCUUGAUCAGGCUCGAGAAGCAAAAGAAGUUCAUCGAAACGAAAUCAUCACUGAAAACAGCGACUGGGAUCCUCGUGUGGCUCAAUUAGAAGUAACCUGAGUAAUUCAUUGAAGUUUCAAUAUUUUUUUCAGAAACAAAUCAUGACUAUGACCAAGCGAUGUGAAGAGAAAGAAACGGAAGUUUCAGAACUUAACGAUGAAAUUCAGCGGCUACGAGGAGAGCUAUCUCAAGCUCAAGAGGUUUUUUGUUCAACUUUUUGUGACGUUAAUUAUUCAAUGAUUCACAGGAGAGAUCAAGAAGCGGCAGUACGACCCCUGUUGCGGAAGAAAGCCUCACAGAGCUUCUUCAACGAGAGUUCGACCGUCUGAAACAUGAACCCCUGUUUGAUCCACUCGGUAAACACUCUUCUUUGAAAACAUUCAAAAUGAAUGAAUUUGCAGAUUUGUGCUGUCCGGAGCAACGUCAGGCGAUAGAAGAGUUUUAUCGACGAAAAAUAGCAGACAGUACUAGAGAGGCGAACGAUUACCAAACAAUCAGUGAAAUCACUAAGGUACGUUUCAGUUCCAAAGAAAGCCGCUAAAAAUAAAAAAAAUCAGAAAAUUUAUCACUGUUUCUGAAAGAUAAUAAAUUUGCGAUGAUGUUUCAAGUGAAGAGAGCCUUGGAAAUAAAUUUCGUUUUCAUGAGUAUCUUAAAACUGUUCCUAAAGAAUCAAUCAAUAAAAAAAAAAUCAAUUCACCAUAAUUUCAGCUACGAGAUGAAAACAACACGAUGAUGCUGUUCAACGAAAAGUUGAAGAAACAAAAAGACGAAAUCGAGAAAGAGAAACGACAUCUGAUUACGGUUUCAAUUCAUUCUUGAAAGAAAAUUUUCAAGUUUUUCAGGAAAUUGAAAAGACUGAGCAGAGUGUCAAAAAUCGAGAAUCGGAAAUUUCGAAACUCAAAGAGGACAUUCGGAUUUUGACGGCUCAAAGAGGUAUAUAUAGGUAUAUAAACUUUCUAGAAAAAUUGGUUCUGAGGAAAACUUGAUGAAGCUUCUCGGAAAAAAAUUUACAAGCUUCAAAUUCUAAAAUAUAAGAAUUUGUUCAAUCGACGAAACCUGAAAAAGUGAAAUGUAUACGUGAGAAAAAUUGGAAUUUCUGUGAUUUUAAGAGCGUUCAAACUUCACUGAAAAUAAAAAUGAAAGAUGUUUUUCACAGUAAUUCGGGACCUAGAAAUUCUGGUUACACUUUUACAAGGUUUCAUGAAGUUUUCUCAAAGACUCGUUUCUUCAAAGGAAUUCGAUUUAUAUUUUCAGGGGAAAUCGAGCAGGAAAUGCAUAAACAACGCUCAAGAGCCAGUGAAAUGAUUGAAGCAAAAGAGGAAGAACUCGAAGUUUGCAGGUUUGGCUGCUUUGAAUUCAUAAAAAAAAAGAAUUUCUAAAAAUUUUUUUAAAAAGCCAAAAGUUUCUUUCAAAAUGAAUCGUUCUAAGUUUGAAAUUUCAGAAAGAUGCUGACUGUUUUAAGACGAGACGAGCUCAGAUCUCACUCUGAAAAUCAAAAACUCAAACGUCCCUGAUUGAUGAAAACUCAAUUUUCACUCUUGGUGAGGACUUUUUCAUUGAAGUUUUUUUAUAUUACUCAUAUCUCUGAAACUUUUUAAUUUAUUUUUUUCCGAUUUAUUAAAAAGAUCUGAUGAAUAUUUUUAGAAAUGGGUGAGAUGAUUAUUUCGUCUCAACGCAUCUCAAAAAAAGUUCCAAAUUACAGAUCCUGACCAACGAAACGUUUUCUAUGAAAACCGACUUGCCAGCAGAGAACAUGAAAUCACUGAUUUGAGGUUAGUUGAUAGCAAUUCCAUGUAUAAACUUUUUUUCUAGGAAACAAUUAGAAGAAGUGGAUUUUCGUUGGCGUGAACAAUCACAAAAAAGCCUUGUCUGAACAAUUGGAACGCUUGUCUACUACUGAACUUCUUAAUGACAAAAUCCGAGCUCUGGAAGGUAAGGCUCAGAGGAUUCAUGAUAGAAUUUUUUUAAGACAAACAAUUUUUUUAAGGUAAUUUUUUUGGAAGUCUCAAUGGAGUUUCUUAAUAGGUUCUACCUAUGUUUAUUCUGGAAAAAAACGUUUGAAAAGAGUUCAAAAGUUAUAAUGAUUCGUCUAAUUUACCAAAUAAUCCCUUCCUUGAUAGCAAGUUCCAUAGUUUAUGUACCACGACUCGAAAUUUCACCGAACGACAUUCCGCUGUUCCGCUGCGUGCGGUCGCAAAGCGUUUUUGCCUCUGUGAGCCUCGGUACUUUUUUUUAUUAUCAAAGCUGGUGUACAGACAGUUCAACUUUUCUUUACAGUUCGAAAAAUGGAAAGUCGAGUAUUGAAAUAAAAGAAAAAACUGGUAGGCGAAGACGCAUUGCGACCGCACGCAGGGAAACAGUGGAAUGUCGUUCAGUGAAAUUUCAAGUCGCCGAAGAUGAUUUUAAAAAAAAAGUCAGCCUUAUUGUCUUGCAGGCAAGCUCCAAAUGCUCUCCUCAACCAAUGAACUUGACUACCUACGCAAUAUUUUUGUCCAAUUUCUUCAUUGUAUGUCUCCGCCGACUUUGCAAAGCAAACUCAUCCUCAAAGCAAUGGCCAACGUUCUGAAACUCGGAGAUGAACAAAUGAAACCCAUCAACAAAACGAAGUGA
This is a messenger RNA of Caenorhabditis auriculariae, 3541 nucleotides long. The record is from the annotation of a GenBank genome assembly. NCBI's taxonomy places the organism in Eukaryota, Metazoa, Nematoda, Chromadorea, Rhabditida, Rhabditidae.